Molecule: messenger RNA, 2855 nt
Organism: Sebastes umbrosus (honeycomb rockfish)
Lineage: Eukaryota; Metazoa; Chordata; Actinopteri; Perciformes; Sebastidae
Product: transmembrane protein 163-like
Exons: 8
Coding region: 270-1127 (285 amino acids)
Cellular component (GO): synaptic vesicle membrane
Molecular function (GO): zinc ion binding
Source: RefSeq, a predicted model, not a curated record
CCCAAAAGGUUCAUAAUGUCUAUUUGAACAAAAUAAAUAUUUUUGCAUGUUUUUUCUCCAGGUGACAAAUAUGCAUUUAUUUUGAAAUCCCCAUCUCCUAACAUCCGGUGUUGUUCCACCUCACAGUGUGUAAUUUGGUGCAGCUGGACCUGCAGCCAGCAGCUCAGAGUCUCUCUCUCUCUCAGUCUCUGGGUGUCUCUGGGUGUCUCCCAGCACUUCUCGCCCAGGUGAGACAUUUCUGGAGAGCCUAAUUGAACCAAGCCGACAAGAUGACAGACUCCACACCGACAGACUCCACCACAGUCCCGGAGCCGGUGGUAGUAGACCCCACGGUGGUGCAGAACCAGUGUGAGCAGCAGCAGAACCAGGAGAACCAGGAGAACCAGCAGCAGCAGAGUCAGGCAGAGGGCUUCAAGAUGGACCAGGAGAUGAAGAUAACAGACAGCAUCGAUGAUGGAGGUCUUCUGGAAAGCAGCAUGCGUCUGAAGCCUCAUGAAGCGCAGAGUUACCGCAAGAAAGCUCUGUGGGUGUCCUGGGUGUCCAUAGUGAUCACCAUCAUACUGGCCAUCGCUGCUUUCACUGUUUCCAUCAUGCGCCACAGUGCUUCAGCUUUCGGAUUCGCUUUUGACGCCGCGCUGGAUGUGUUGUCCUCCGUCAUUGUUCUGUGGCGGUACAGCAACGCCGCGGCCGUCCACUCGGCACACCGCGAAUACAUAGCCUGCGUUAUCCUGGGCGUGAUCUUCAUCCUGUCCUCUUUGUGCAUUAUGGGUAAGGCCAUCCACGACCUGGCCACCAGGCUGCUACCUGAAGUGGAUGACUUCCUAUUCAGCGUGUCCAUCGUCAGCGGCAUUGUGUGCAUCUCCCUGGCUGUAGUAAAGUUUAUGCUCGGGAGAGUGCUCACGAGCCGGGCGCUCAUCACCGAUGGAUUCAACUCCCUGGUGGGGGGGAUCAUGGGAUUCUCCAUCCUCGUCAGUGCUGAAGUGUUCAAGCAUGAACCCCAGGUGUGGUACCUGGAUGGGUCAAUAGGCAUCCUCAUAGGCCUCAUCAUCCUCGCCUACGGAGUCAAGCUGCUAGUCGACAUGGUCCCACGGAUUCGACAAACCAGGAACUACGAGCGUUUUGAGUGACAGAGGAAAAGAAAGAGGAGGGUUUUGGGGGGGGGUAUUAGGGGACGGACUGACUGACUGACAGAAAGGUUACAGUCCCGACACUCUCUCCACAGACAAUUACAUUCAGUCCUCGAGGUGCCAGCGAAGGCUUCAGUCUUUGAACUGAGGAUCCAGGCCGAUGACGGCGGAGGAUGACGUUCUUGGCGCCUUUUAAGUGUUUUCCAAUGUGGUGUACAUAUAAUAUAUUUAUCUGUCUUUUAAACAGUGAUGCCUCCGUAUUUAAACAAGAGGGUUAAAAAGAUAACUGUGAAAGGGAGACAUGUGGACUCAGAGAGUCCAUAACUCCUCAGAAGCAACUUGUACCGCAAGUUUGAUGUACAGUACCUCGGUUACACCUCAUCUCCCUGUCAAAACACAGCAGUUUAUUUCUCCCAGAGGCCUUUGCUCAGCUGUGCUGUAUAAAACGUCGCAGCGUGGCAGGUGAUUGAUGUAGCGGAUGUAGCGGUGGAGGAUUAAUGGUGUUUUUAUGACUAGAGAGGAUAUAUCAACACACGGUUUGGCAUAGAGAGCAGGUAUAUAAGCACACAGAGAGGCUCGGUAACACGUGAGUUUACAGUAUUUAUCUAGACUGUUGUGGCGUGGAGUGGCCGCUGUUUCAGCACUCUAAUGCCAGCGCAAUGGAGGAUAAAAAUCAUCUUUUUUGGCAUCCAGUAACACAAGUAAUUCACUGGAAGUGUAACAGAAGGGAAACAGCAGAAACUAGCUCAGGUUGCCACCUUUUUUUUGUUUUUAAAGUUGAAGUGACAAACCCAAGAAUAUCGUCUGUACAUGCACAACUUGCGCCAUCUAGUGACCAGAAGAGCAACCUGCCACCACACAUGUAUAUGAUCUAAUAGAGCUGAUUCCUGCACACUGUCAGUUCAUUAGAGAGACAAUGUUUAGGUCAGUCUUCAGUUGAUCUGGUUCAUCUGGGACCAGAACAAUCUGGUGCUCACUCUAAAGCUCGUCUCUACUUCUGGCAGCCUUCAACGCCUCCACAGCACGUAUCUUACCUUCCUCCAGUGUGGCUGCCAGUUGGACUUAUAUUCAUUUUUAAUGGUGUUUACCCUGAAAGUUCAAUGUGAAUCUGUGUAAAAGCACAAAAGUGAGAGUUUAGUGAAGCACAGUGGCGACUAAACAUCUCCCAGGCACUGAGCAGGAGGCUGUUAUUUACUAGAGUAUGUCAUCAAUGCUUCUUCUUAAUUCCAAAGCCUUAGUCUUACUGCUUGUUUAUUGACGGUGGGACAUGAAUGUAAUUAUCAGGUGGAGUUUCAGCCGAUUGUCAUAGAUUACAGGUUCAUUUUUCAUCUGUUUUCCUCGAGUCUGUUGGCUGCAGUGGCUGUAACUGAAUGUACACACUGUGCUGUGAGACUACUUUGUACAGCGCACUAAUGUGCUACUGUGUUUAGUCACAUUUAAGGACAUUUAUUUCAAUACAAAACUAGUAUUUUUUAGGUUAUGGAGUUAUAUUUGUGCAUAAAAUGUGCGCGAGGCCCGAAUAUAACUCCAUAUCCGCUGAGUAUUGUAUGACUUGUGGGGACCGUGUCGACUGUACUCUGUAAAUACUGGAUACUGUGUUGCUACUGUGAUGUAAAACAAAUAUUAAACCAGAGUCUGAGCCUUUUGUCACAGAAAAAAAAGGUUUAUUUAAAAAUAAAGUUAUAUCCCUCUUACUCGUCAAGGACUGUGAAAACAAAAACAAAAAAA